Molecule: messenger RNA, 1152 nt
Organism: Sitophilus oryzae (rice weevil)
Lineage: Eukaryota; Metazoa; Arthropoda; Insecta; Coleoptera; Curculionidae
Gene: MrgBP
Product: MRG/MORF4L-binding protein
Exons: 3
Coding region: 31-747 (238 amino acids)
Biological process (GO): regulation of transcription by RNA polymerase II
Cellular component (GO): NuA4 histone acetyltransferase complex; nucleus
Source: RefSeq, a predicted model, not a curated record
CUUUCCACCAGAAACACUAAUCUAUGGCUAAUGGCAACUACUUUGUUUUUAAUGUUAGGAGGCGGUAGUAGCAAUAUAAACAAAUUAUUAAUGUCGACAGAAGAUAUAGAAUGGAACGUUAUAAACGAGGGUCAGUUGUUAGACGCUAUGGUAGGACACAAACCCGUCGGGGUAAAUAAAUACUUUCAAAUGGCCCUUAUAUGUGACAAGUUCUCCGAAAGUUUAAACAAAGAUAUCGACCCUCAAAAAAUUUGGGCUCAUCUAGAAACUAUGUAUAACUUAGAAGCUUUAGAUGAAAAUGAGUCCAUACCAUUCCCAAAUAAUGAAAGGGAAUUUUGCUUGCCAGAAUCAGAAUUUGGAAUGUUGCUUAUUAAAAAGGAGGAAGACGAUGAAAAGACCAGUAUGGAAAUGCCUAAACUAGCAAGGGACACCAAAAAAGAUGAGAAAACUUUGACAAAAAACACCAAAGAUACAACACUAAGAAGAGAUAGUAAGGAGGGUAAAGAUAAUAAUAAGAUGCUUAGUAAUAAUAAAAAAGACAUAAAAAAAGAGGCAGAGAAGAGUGGAAAGCCUUCAAGUAAAAAUAGGAAUUCUACAAAUGUUAAAGAUGACAAUAAGGGGAGAGAUACACCUAAGCCAACCAAAAGAACUAGAGGUAGUUUAAAGCCAAAUGAUGACUCGGGAUCUAGUGGAAAGUCUAGUCCAAUUACUGUUACACCAUCUAGUGCAAAAAGGAGACGAUUAUAAUUCUAUUUUAAGUAGUUAAUGCUGGUUAGAAAUUUAUUCAGACUCUAAAAAAUAUAAUGCCUGAUUUUACAUUGUUAUAUAAUCGAAAAAUUAUUUGCUCUAGGUUUAUCUAUUGCUCUACCAUACACCACUGAAAAUAAAACCAUAAUAGUAAAUAAAUAGAUCUAAUUUUGGUAGAGAUAGAGCAAUUUUUAUGUAUGAAACAGGCGGAUCUAUGGGGAGGACUGAGGAGGCCCAGGCCUCUCAGCUCUAAUCACUAUAAAUAUAAAAUUUGCUAUUUUUACAAUAUCAAUAACUUGCAAUCUACCUACCUAAAAUAUUUUGAAAAUAUCAACUUAGUUUAUAAGUAAAAAAUGUUAGCUAUUUUUAUUUCCUCUAAGUAUAUUUUUUGUUCUCUGUAUUGUU